UCGAUUGAUUACAUUUUACUACUUUAUUAAAACCAUAAGAUUGAUUAAAUUGAUAUUCUCCCAUUCAUAAUUUUUUAAUUAAAAACAACUCGAGAAUCUAAUUUUGAUUCUCGAAGUCGUUAAAAACUACGACGAAUCGAUGAAGGUUGAAUCAAAUGAAAAUAAUUAUUUGGCAGAUUUCUAAAUAAUCAGCAGAAAGGAUUAUAUAUAUAUAUAAAGUUUCUAUUUCGUAUAGAAAAUAAAUAAUAAAAAUAUGCCAGAUAGUGUAAAUCAAUUAGAGAGACCAUCGGUAACUCGAUCACCUCAAGAAAGAAAAGAAAUUCUAUGGAAUGCUUUAUCUUGUGCAUUAUCUCUUCGAGAAAGAAGUGAACAUUUAGAUGUUGUUGAUCUUAGAACUUUGGAACAAGUUAUGAAAGAAGGCGAUGAUGCUGUUUUAGAAAUAAGCCUUGAUGAAAAGAUGAACAAUCAAGAAGAAAUAUUUUUGGAUUCUGAAGCAAUUAAUAUUUCAUCCAAAAUUUUGACAAAAUGUACUAAAUCUUUAACGCAAAAUAUAAGUUCAUAUAAUUAUGUAGAUUUUGCAAAAAAAAUUUUACAAUAUACUCGUAAGCUUCCAGAUGAAUUAUUAGAAAAUCCGGAUUGGUCUGUUUUAGAAACAGAAGUAACAAGAUCUUUUAAAAGGACACCUGAAUAUACUACUUUGCUUGGUUCAUUGACACCACUGGAAAAAAAAGAAAUAGUUAAUAAAAGAUCAACAAUUAAAGAAGCUCAAGCCAUAAUGAAAUCACCGGAAAAUGUGGUAGUUGUUAAUAAAGAUGAGGAAAGUGUAGAAGAGACAGUAGAUAAAAUUAAGAAAUUUAUCAAACAUUAUUAUAAAAUAAAUCAAAAGCCAUUGGACUUUUAUUGUUUAAUUUUAGAUCCAAAUGACUUUGGAAAAACAAUUGAAAAUAUGUUAUAUGUAUCAUUUCUUAUUAGAGAUGGUAUCAUAAAAUUGAUAAAAGAUAAUACAGGAAUACUUGUUAUUCAACUCUGUUCUAAAGAAAUGAUAAUGCAAAGGAAGCAAGUUGGCACACAUAUAAAUAUUCAAAAUAUUAUGUCUUUAAAUAUGGAGCAGUGGAAAAUUCUGAAGGAUACAUACAGAUUAGAAAAACCUAUACUUGAUUUUGGGACUAAUCCUUGCUCUCACAGUUAAAAUAUAAAUAAAUUCAUACAGUAUUUUUAUAAAAAAUUAAUCAUUUUGUAUCAUUCCAAAUACAUAUUUUUAUGUAUAUUCGUAUUGUAUCAAAAAGGACCAAAUAAAAAGAAA
Molecule: messenger RNA, 1303 nt
Organism: Vespula pensylvanica (western yellowjacket)
Lineage: Eukaryota; Metazoa; Arthropoda; Insecta; Hymenoptera; Vespidae
Gene: Nse4
Product: EP300-interacting inhibitor of differentiation 3
Exons: 8
Coding region: 254-1189 (311 amino acids)
Biological process (GO): DNA repair
Cellular component (GO): nucleus; Smc5-Smc6 complex
Source: RefSeq, a predicted model, not a curated record